AUGCGUGGUGAUUACUUAUCUACUGAUAAAAAAAUCGAUGAAAUAAUUGAAUCUUGUAUUUCAGAAAAUACUCGCAAGGCUACACAAAAGUGGGAAGUUCUUAAUGGAAAAAUGAAGGUUUUAAAGCAAUCCGAAAAGGUUACCAAGCAUCAUGAUCCAUUGUCACCUAACGAAUUAAAGACAAUAUUUAAUCAUAAGACAUUGUUGAUUAAUACAGCCAAGAGGCUUCAAUAUCGGGUGUUUAUAUGGUGUUGUCUCCUUUUUGCUCCACGUGGUAGUGAACAUAGUCAAAUGAAGGUUACGCAGUUUACUUUUCUUAGUAAUGGAGGGAUUCAGUUUACAAAAUUUUCUCAGAAAAAUGAUCCCGGCGGUAUUGAAAAAAAUUUGGAUUCGCUUAUAAUACCAGUAUCUGCAGAUCCUGAAGG
Molecule: messenger RNA, 425 nt
Organism: Racocetra persica
Lineage: Eukaryota; Fungi; Glomeromycota; Glomeromycetes; Diversisporales; Gigasporaceae
Source: the annotation of a GenBank genome assembly